AUGCUGAGGUGGGCUGCGCUGGCCAUAACCCGCGCCUGCUGUCGCGCCGCCGAGCGGUGUGUCUGCAACUCCGUCGGCUGCGUUGGCUCGUUAAUCAAGAAAUCCGUCGACUGUGAGCCUCUCGCGUCCCUGUACUACUACAGCGGCAUCCACAGGCACCGCGCCUUCAACCUGCUGGUCGAGAUCUGCGCCAUCGAGGGGGCGUUCGUCCGCCAGCAGACGGUGGUGGAGCUCAUCGUCGGCGAUCAGAAGGUUGCCAUGACAGCGCUGCCCACCGACCCCAAUGGCAUGAUCGAGAGCGUCGGCAGCCGCGGCUCCGUGUUCAUCAGCCAGCGCGACUGCGAGGUGCAGCUCGCGUUCUACCGCAAGCACCUGGUGACCAAGAAGCACAUAGCCACGAUGAAGUUCGACGUCGAUCGCGACAUCCUGUCGGCGGGCCUCCCGAAGAGCAAGUGGUUCAUCCUGCGCGUGGAGAGCCGCGCAGUCGGGCGCGUCAAGCUUUCGUUCCACCGGAUCGACGCGAACAAGAGCGUCGUGGACUGCCUGGUCCUGCAGCAGUCGCUGCUGUGCAUGCAGGACUACCGUGACGAGGGCAAGCAAGUCGAAAUCGACCUGAGCGGCGACGGGUUGCUGCUGUACCACGAGAAGCUCCACCUGUUCUCGUUCGCCCUCGAGGGCCCGCUUAUCGCAAAGGAGGAGUGCGCAUCCGAGAUGCGCUACUACAAGGUCAUGCUGGUGGACGGCGCGUGGCGCUGGUGCUACUGGAGCUCGAAGGCGGACUGCCGGUCCGGCAGGCGCCCGCAGGGCUCCGCCGCCAUCCUGGCCAUAAGCACCGUCAUCCGGCACCCUACCAACUACACCUCCUUCUACGUGAAGCACUACACCCGCGAACGCAGCCACGACGUCAUCCUGAAGGCCGUCGACCGCAGCCGCGACAUCUGGACGGACGCGCUCUUCCUCUUCAUCGCCGAGACACGGCGGUACUUGGAGCACUUCGAAAACUUUGACGCCUACGAGCGCCACUGCAUGGUCUGA
Molecule: messenger RNA, 1035 nt
Organism: Babesia bigemina
Lineage: Eukaryota; Apicomplexa; Aconoidasida; Piroplasmida; Babesiidae
Exons: 7
Coding region: 1-1035 (344 amino acids)
Source: RefSeq, a predicted model, not a curated record